This is a messenger RNA of Andrographis paniculata, 2501 nucleotides long. Its product is annotated as probable beta-1,4-xylosyltransferase IRX9H. Bases 1015 to 2328 code for a protein of 437 amino acids. Lineage: Eukaryota; Viridiplantae; Streptophyta; Magnoliopsida; Lamiales; Acanthaceae. The record is from RefSeq and is a predicted model, not a curated record. Gene Ontology annotation, cellular component: Golgi membrane. Gene Ontology annotation, molecular function: xylosyltransferase activity; galactosylgalactosylxylosylprotein 3-beta-glucuronosyltransferase activity. The transcript has 5 exons. Gene Ontology annotation, biological process: plant-type secondary cell wall biogenesis; glucuronoxylan biosynthetic process.
GUUACGGUUAGCCGGCGCCGAGGAGUAUCGGGGGUGAGCAAUCGUGGUGCAGUCGUGCUUAUACUAGCUGAGGUUCGGAUGUAAGUUUCAUCGGAUUCGGAUGUAAAAUUGAGUUGUUGAGCUCAACUGCUCAAGUUUCAAUAGUCAUUGCGCGCAUAUGAGGAUUUUGGUUCAGCGGUUAAGCUCCGCAAUACCUGAUUUUAGACGAAAAAAGUUUGAGCUAUAUAAAGCUCACAGGAACCAGCAUCAGUUCUAUGGAUAAUACAAGCCUACGAGUUUCUGCAGUAAGGUAUUCCGUUAAUGGUAAUUUGGCCGAUUCUCAGAAGAAGAUACAGGCGCAACCAUCACCAUUUACCAACGCUGAUCGUAAAUGCCAAUCUACGGUUCAUUGCAGUGUAUCCAAGAUUCGAAGCCCUACACAGAUUUAAGGAUACGCUUCCUCGUCCUUUGACUGUAAUUAUCUACUCAGCUCUACAAUUAAGAAGCUGUGUACGAGUCCUCGUUUCUUGUUUUUCUCCAUGAUUUCAGAUUGGUUCAGGAGAGAGAACACCCAGUUCCCGAGGGACUAAAAUCAAGGAUGCAUCGGAUGAUAAAAAUACAGAGGGGUACUUUGGAUAUAUUGAGCUUUUUUCCCUUAUUUACCUCAUCCGCGGAUCUUAGUGGAGAGGAAGAAUCAUGUCUGUCUUAAAAAACUUGCAUAAAGGGGGAAGAACAUAUUCCAGUUCUGAGAAGUAGCAAUUUCCAGCAGAUUAAAAUCCAUAAAGGGCGAAGAACAAACUGGCAUAUCGUUUUUGCAACAGCUGUCAAACUGCUCUAUGGAUAUGCUGGGAAGAUACAUAAUCACAUGAUUUGAGGGGGUUUUGUCAUGUUGAUACUUUGGUUGGAAGAUCUUUAUUGGCCAUCAUGACUUGGAUGAUUAGUUGUAUAUUGGUGCAUCAUUUUCUUACUAUGGUAUGAAUCUGGGCUAAACGGCACAUCUUGGGCAAAAUUGGAUAUCCUGGUUGAGUCUCUGUGAUGGCAUCUAUUCGAAGAACAUUGUCUCCUGUUCCUCGAUCAGGAGGUUUAUCGAAUGGUGAAGCAUGUCAGGUUGCAUCUCCUUUAUCCAAGUCAUCUUCAAACAGUCAGAACUACCCAUCCCAUGGUUGCAUCUUGCCUUCUUCAUUGGGUGCCUUGGACUAUGCAUUAUACAAAGCCCAGAGUUUUAUCCUUGGUCUAUUCUCACAUCGAUCUUCUCGAUCCUUUGAUAGACCAAAGUUAAAGGGGCAAAUUUGGCGGAGGGCAUUUCUGCAUUUCAUAAUGUGCUUUAUUAUUGGUGUUCUAGUUGGACUUACCCCAUUCAUUCCCAUGAAUCUGGCCACUAAUCUAAUACCUAAACACCAAACCUUUAGCUUUGAGUGGCUUCAAAAUGCAAAUGACGAGCGGCUCAGCGAGCAGGAAAAUGAGAUGUCGGUAAUAAGUAGAUUAUCUUUGAAUGAAUCUUCUGUGUUGGUUUCAGGCUCAUGGAGCGUUGACCUAAAGGAUGCAAUUGCUAAUGAUUCUGAGGCUAUGGCAUCUGAUCUGGUGUACAAUAAGCUUCUAAUCAUUGUGACCCCGACCCAUGCUCAGCCACUUCAGGCCUAUUAUCUGCAUCGCUUGGCUUACACAUUAAAGCUCGUACCCCAUCCUCUGUUGUGGAUAGUGGUGGAGAUGAAUUCUCAAUCUGCAGAAACGGCUGAAAUAUUGAGGAAUACUGGUGUUGUGUACAGACAUUUGGUUUGCAGUAUUAAGAACUCUACGGAGGUAACAGACAAGAACGUGCUCCUGAGGAAUGUUGCCCUCUCUCACAUUGAGACACACCAGCUUGAUGGCAUUGUUUACUUUGCAGAUGAUGAUAAGAUAUACACUACUGAUCUUUUUGAUCACAUGAGAAAUAUCAGUCGGAUUGGGACAUGGACAGUGGCCAAGCUUCUGGGGAGCGAAGGCAAGCUUUUAUUCGAGGGUCCAAUCUGCAACGGCUCUCAAGUGGUCGGGUGGCAUGUGCCAGACAUUUCAAAAAGGUUCCGCAGAUUCCAUGCUGAGAUGUCUGGUUUUGCGUUUAAUAGCACCAUUAUUUGGGAUCCAAAGCGAUGGCACCGGCCAACAAUCGAACCUAUUAGGCAGGUUCACACUGUCAAACAAGAUCUGCAGGCGAGCAUGUUCGUGCAGCUCCUCGUGGAGGACGAAAGCCAGAUGGAAUGCUUCUCAGCAAUGUCUCCGGGAAUAAUGGUUUGGCACCACACAACAGAUGAACAUCACUGGUUUACCAGUGAUAGGUUCGCCACUGUAGUUCCACUCAGUGAAAUUAGAUAGAUGAUUCUCCACAAUCAGCUCUCUAUGUGUUAUUAGAAAACAAAGGCAGACAAGGCACACUCGUCCUUGUUCUGUGACUUGCUUCAGUUGAAUGCUUUUGCUCUACAGUGUUGGUGGACAUCCAUGUAAAUCAUCUAUUCUCUUCCUUUUAUUUCUACUUCUUUUUUUAUUUA